Molecule: messenger RNA, 2150 nt
Organism: Panthera uncia (snow leopard)
Lineage: Eukaryota; Metazoa; Chordata; Mammalia; Carnivora; Felidae
Gene: NIP7
Product: nucleolar pre-rRNA processing protein NIP7
Exons: 5
Coding region: 30-476 (148 amino acids)
Biological process (GO): ribosomal large subunit biogenesis; ribosome assembly
Cellular component (GO): nucleolus; preribosome, large subunit precursor; nucleus
Molecular function (GO): RNA binding
Source: RefSeq, a predicted model, not a curated record
CGGAUUCGGUGUUGCAACCCAGCGGGAAAAUGCGGCCUUUGACUGAAGAAGAGACCCGCGUAAUGUUUGAGAAGAUAGCGAAAUACAUCGGGGAGAACCUUCAGCUGCUGGUCGACAGGCCCGACGGCACCUACUGUUUCAGGCUGCACAACGACCGGGUGUACUACGUGAGCGAGAAGAUCCUGAAGUUGGCCGCCAACAUCUCUGGGGACAAGCUGGUGUCUCUGGGGACCUGCUUCGGAAAAUUCACGAAGACUCACAAGUUCCGGUUGCACAUCACAGCUCUGGAUUACCUUGCACCCUAUGCCAAGUAUAAAGUCUGGAUAAAGCCUGGAGCAGAGCAGUCCUUCCUGUAUGGGAACCAUGUGUUGAAAUCUGGACUGGGUCGAAUCACUGAAAAUACCUGUCAGUACCAGGGAGUGGUGGUGUACUCCAUGGCAGACGUCCCUCUGAUGGCUCACAAUUUUCUAUACUAAAGGAGAACUCAAUUUGAGUGGUGCUGACCAUCUUGACACUGCAAGAAUUCAACCUUUUGGACAACAAACAAGUAUGCGAUUUGACUCUACUUCCUCUUCCAUUCUUCUAAUCUCAUCUCUAAUCUAGUUUCUGAAUGCCAAAUAUACUUUUGGGGUCAUGGACAAAAGUCAAACUUUUUCUUCCAAACUUGGGGUAACUAAUGCUUAUAUUAAUAUCUUUUACUUUGUGUAUAAAUUUUUUUAUAAAACAUAUUUCACAAAUAUGUUUUUCCUAUCAACUCUGAAAAUCCUUACUUAUACCACAUAAAGCCCUGAGUGGGCCAAUCCUGCUCUAACUCCAACUGCCCAUUUGUCUCCCUCUGACUGAAGUUUUAUACAUUUCCAAUUAGUCUAGUAUCAUUCUGUUUCAGAUAUACAUAUCUGUAACAAGUGGUGUCUUAAGAACUGAGAGUUCUAAGGGUGUCUGGCUGGCUCAGUCAGUAGAGCGUGUGACUCUUGAUCUCAGGGUCAUGAGUUCAAACCCCAUGUUGGGCAUGGAGCCUACUUAAAAAAAAAAAAGAGGGGGCGGUGCCUGGAUGGCUCAAUCAUCUGAGCGUUUGACUCUUGAUUUCGGCACAGGUCAUGAUUUCAUGGUCCUGGGAUCACGCAGGCUUUGCGCCGGGCAUGGAGCCUGCUUGGGAUUCUCUCUCUCUCCCUCUGCCCCUCCCCCACUUGCACAUGCUCUCUCUUAAAAAAAAAAAGAGAGAAAAAGAAAAAAAAAGAACAAAGUUUUGUCCCCCGCACCCCCCCAACAGUAGAAGGUUAUUUUUCCAGUUAUCUGGAAUACAAAAUAAAGGACCCCAGGCCAGGCUCAAGUAUCCUGACACUUGCUCCCUGAAUAUUCCAAACUAUCUGCUUUACAGAUAAUUUCACAUCUGCCAAAUGACUGCUAGGACACCUAACACUAGUCUAAUAUGGGCCUGGCAGAUCUACUGUUAUGAGCUAAGAUAUUUUCUUUCUUUCUUUCUUUUCAAGAUUUUACUUUUAAUUAAUUUCUACACUCAACAUGGGGCUCGAACUCACAGCCCCAAGAUCAAGAGUCAUGUGCUCUAUUGACUGAAUCAGCCAGCCUCCCUGAGCUAAGAUAUUCUCAGAUGUUGGUGAUUUAAAACCAAAAUCAAACCAAAACAAAACCCUCUCACUCAGUUUUCCAAUAUCACAGGCCACCCUAUAGGACACACUAGGUUCUUAUUCUUCCACAUGCUGUCCUGAGCCUCACUGCUGCCAUUCUUUAUGCUGAUCACUUUGAUCCAAUUAAAGAACGUCUUCAUUUAGUUUAUGCCUUAUCAUACUUCUCAUCACACCUUUCUUCUCCAGUUAUUCCUUCCUCCUCUUAACAACCCUAUUAUACUGUAUCUACCACUCUUGCUCCCGAACUGAACUCAAAUUCCAUCUCCUUUGGGAACCACCACUCAUUUCAAGUGUUCCCCUACUUUAACCACAACAAGAUUAAUCACAUGUAGGAGGUAUAAAUGGAAGGUGAAGGAAACCAGGUACGUUCCAUGUGCCUCUGUCAGAAUCUCCGCUUCUGUAUAUUUAAGGCAUUUAAUUAAGGAAGACAGUGCAUAUAAAUCAAAAGUCUUUUACACACAUUUACUCUUUUCACUUCUAAAAAGAGCUGUCCUUUUCUAAUUG